Molecule: messenger RNA, 346 nt
Organism: Ilex paraguariensis (yerba mate)
Lineage: Eukaryota; Viridiplantae; Streptophyta; Magnoliopsida; Aquifoliales; Aquifoliaceae
Source: the annotation of a GenBank genome assembly
GGUUCUUGCAAUGAAUCUCAUAAACGGGAUAAGGAUACUGGAUAAGGACACAGACAUACUUUCAAUGGUGGAAUGGAUACCAACAUAUAGAGUUAUUGAGAUAUACUUAGAGCAUAAUCAAGAAAUGCAUGAAGCUAACGUAGGUAGAAAUAAAGAUGAGAGGAAUAAGCACGAUUCAGGUGGCUCUGAUUACUCUAAUUUAGCAAUUGGUCAUGACACUGGUUAUGGAAUGACUGAUAAUGAUUUAAUGUUUGAUACCAAUGUUGACAACAUGGCUGAAGGUAAUGGAGUAAAUUCUAAAUCGAAGCUGGGGCCAUCAGUUGAAGCUGUUGUGGGACCAUUAUAA